UGAAGGGCUUGGUUUGAUUCAGCCUCCUACGUUACCGUAGACACUUCGGUAAAAACGGCCUUAUUUUAAAGUUCCUGGGGGAAGAGUAGAAGGACCCAGCCAAACCGAAGGAAAGGGGUCAGGAUUGUGCGCAGAGGAUCGAUAUUUUCUCCGUUUUCCUUUCCUGGGGGGUUUGUUGCUCAACCGAAGUCGCGGUUCGGGGACUGCUAACCCGUAUAAAUCGGAGGUGCAGCACAGAAAACCAAGGUCUCCACUGCCCGAGAACGUCAGAAAAUAAAGAAAAUGGCGGAGCCCGACAAACUAAACAUCGACUCUAUAAUUCAGCGGCUCCUGGAAGUGAAAGGUUCUCGACCAGGGAAGAACGUCCAGCUGACUGAGGGUGAGAUUCGUGGCCUGUGCCUAAAGUCCCGUGAAAUCUUCCUGAGCCAGCCAAUCCUGCUCGAGCUUGAGGCUCCCCUGAAAAUCUGUGGUGAUGUCCAUGGCCAGUACUAUGAUCUGUUGAGGCUGUUUGAAUAUGGAGGCUUCCCCCCAGAAAGCAACUACCUGUUCCUGGGUGACUACGUAGACAGAGGGAAGCAGUCACUGGAGACCAUCUGCCUGCUUCUAGCCUACAAGAUCAAAUAUCCAGAGAACUUUUUCCUGCUGCGUGGCAACCAUGAAUGCGCCUCUAUUAAUCGAAUCUAUGGCUUUUAUGACGAGUGUAAGCGACGGUAUAACAUUAAGUUGUGGAAGACAUUCACAGACUGCUUCAACUGUUUACCUGUGGCUGCCAUUGUAGAUGAGAAAAUCUUUUGCUGUCAUGGAGGCCUCUCUCCUGAUCUCCAGUCUAUGGAGCAGAUUCGCAGAGUUAUGCGGCCCACAGAUGUGCCUGACCAGGGUUUGUUGUGUGACCUGCUGUGGGCCGAUCCAGACAAAGAUGUGCUGGGCUGGGGGGAAAAUGAUCGUGGCGUGUCCUUCACAUUCGGGGCAGAUGUGGUGGCUAAAUUUUUGCACAAACACGACAUGGAUCUAAUAUGCAGGGCGCAUCAGGUGGUGGAAGACGGUUAUGAGUUUUUCGCAAAGAGGCAACUUGUCACCCUAUUCUCGGCUCCAAACUACUGCGGGGAAUUUGACAACGCCGGUGCUAUGAUGAGUGUGGAUGAGACGCUCAUGUGCUCCUUCCAGAUUCUGAAGCCAGCAGAUAAGAAAUUGUAUCCUUAUAGUGGAGGAAUGCAAUCCGGGAGACCGGUCACCCCACCGCGAAAUUCAGCCAAGUCAGCCAAGGCCAAGAAAUAACACCCGCUGGCUCCCCCCUCCUACACCCUGCCAGCUCCCCCCCCCCCCCUCUCCUGUUGACCCAAUGCUUUUUUUCCCCCUCUACCUUCCAAACUUUUUUCUCCCUUGCCACCAAAAGGCAACAAAGCAUACAAAUGUCCAGGGUUCAAUCAUGUUUUUCUCCCUAAAAUGAUUUUUAACUAUUUGUUUGGCUGUUUGUGUGCAUUUCUUGUGUGAGUGCGUCAAAGAAAACGUGAGAAUGAUGCUGAGGGUAAUGCUGUAUUCUGUUUGUAUGGUUUUUAAAAAAAAAAAUUCUUCUCCUCCCUCGCCCUCUUUUUCUGUUGUGACAUCUUGUAGAGAUGAGUUCUCCCCAUCAGUGAUGUAAUUUCUAACCUGGUUGCAGCGGAGGGGGGUGGGAGGGGGGGGGGGGGGUAAAGAGAGGAGCCUUAGCUGUUUAUGUUAAGGCCCUGCACUGUUUAAUGCAAAACACAAGCUUUUGUACAUCCUAUUUCCGAGGUCUGUGUGAUGGGUAGGGAUGGGUGGUUGGGGAUUGGGAUCACAUUGCACGCUCAAACAGUAAUGGCACAUACCACACACACACACACACACACACACACAUUGGGUGCACAGGUGGAAAUAUGUGCAGGUGAAUCCUUCAAUGAAACGGAUUCCCAAUGAUUGGGUUACUUUUUAUUUCCUCUUCUUUAUGAAAACCAAUGAUUUGACAACAAGGUCAUGGAUGUGAAAUAGUGUUUUUCUUUGUCUUUAUCUUUUUGUAGAUACAUGAAACCGACAUGGUUUGAUUUCUUUUUAGUUCACUGAAAGUUGAGAAAUAAUAAAAAAUAACUGUUUCUUUGAAUUUUGCUAUUACGCUGAUCACUUUGUGUUUGCCAUCGCAUUGUCAUGUUCACGUCAGCUAUGUGUGUCUUUGAGUUUGACGCCUUGAAUUGACAAAGCAGCAGCUUGAAGAGAUGUUUUUGUAAUGAGGCUCACAAAUGUAGAAACUCUAAAGUGUAACUUUUGGCCCAGCUUACACUUCAAAAGGCCUUUCACAUGUUGCUCAAGUGUGAUUUGGCUAAAAGCGAUUCUUUGACUGCAGCAGAAUAACUUCAGAUCUGGGUUUCUAUCCUGAUGUUGCCUGCUUACUCACAAGAACAGAUACUUGAUGAGAAAUCUCAAGUGGAAAAUGUCUCUGUUUUUUUUUUUUCAUCAUCGGAGGGUGAUUAACGGCUAGUUUAAGUACUGAUACUGAGUGGUUCUUUCUCAAUGCCUCACAACGUGAAAUAGUCCUCACAAAAUACAAAAUCACCACGUGCCGUUUAUGUUCCACAAGUAGAUGCCAAGAUGUAUCCGUACUGAACUAACACAGCUAACUUAAGACUCUACUGAAGAAGAGUUGGCUUUAUGGUUUUCCAUAUUCUGCUGUGAUCAAAUGGAGAUGAGAUGAUGAAUCAGAGCGCUGACCUUUCCAGUUUGAAAUGCGUUAGUCAAGACCACUUAAGUUGAGUCUGUCAUACAAACAAAAGAGUGGGCUUAUUGUAAUUUAAACCCACACAGAAUGAGGGAUGCAUGCAUGCAAGGUGGACCUGGGAACAUGGUGUUAAGAUAGAGCUCAGUAAAGGUGGUCCGUGAUGGGGAAUCUGAGCACAUUAUCAGCGUAUUAAUGAAAGAUAAACACAAUAUAUGUAAGAAUCAUUUCCAGCAACUUUUCAAUGACUUAAAGCUUCAAUUCCCAGCUUAACGGCUACAACUGUAUAGCAAUUACUGAAUAAGUUUGUAAGCUUUAGAGAUGUAAAAUGAGAGAACGGGAGUGUGUCAUAGACGGGGAUCAGUCCAUCUUCACACAGUAUUAGAAGUGAUCAAUGUGACAACUGUGAACCCCAUUUCAGAGCUCAAAACUAAAACUUUGCUUUGUUUGAUAGGCGUGUCAAAAAAUAGGAACUCUAGUUUAUAACCACUUAAUAUCACACGUCGACCACUUAGCAUUCCCUCCCAGCGUGCAUUAAGUUGAGUUCAGGCAUACAGGGUGUCCCAGUAACAGCAGUCUGUAGUUCAGGACUAGCUGUUGCAACUUUCUACGAUGUUUCAGGGUAUGUCAUGGCCCAUUUAUCGUCACCCUAACACACUCGGUCCCAAUGUACAUAAUGAGUGCGUCUGGCUCUAUUUGUCUGUCAUGAUUCUUCAGCCCUCUUGUCAGAGUAUGAAGCAGGGAAAUAUUGGCCCUGUCGUUAAGGCCAGCUCCCUGCUCUUAACUUUUAAGACUUCAGCGUGAGGUUUUUAACUCGGUACCUCAUAAAAAAACCAAAACAAAAACAGAUCGUUUCAGAAAGCUGUAUUCAGAAUCCUGCUCAGCUUUCUAGCAGUUUUAACUUCCAGAGGGCUGGUGAAAAGCAGAAAUAAUUUCAAGUCAUUGUGUGUUCAUUUCAAUUCAUUUCCAGUAAGAUCAACUCAGGAAGUGAAUUCAAAUUAUAUCCAAUUGUAAGAAGAAACCAUGUUUAUAUACGUCUGUUAAGAAAAACACCAGUCACCAUUUUUUACAUGAUAUAAGUCGCAGCUUUCGUUCACAUAGGUUAAAUGAAUAAGAGUUAAGCCCAGCUUUGGCAUGGAGAGGGGUUCAAUGUUUCGAGUGACCUGGUGCUUAAUAUGUCACUUUUUCAUUUGUAAAGGAUACAGGCCCACCUUUUGUGGAUUAAGUUCAUAUAUGAUGUAGAAAGAAAGUUAACAUGUACAAAAGUUUAUGUUAUUAAAGUCUAAUAGAAUAAAGAAGUGAUUACAAUGCUUAAAUACAAAUGUGUCAAGAGACCGUAUUGUCUCUCUAAUAAUACAAAACGGAUUGAGUGGCUCCUUUAAGACAUGAUAUUAUAGUACUGAAGCAACAUAGAGCUAGUAGAUCUCUGUCUUCUGAAUAAAGUCUAAUAAAGAGGACACCUUCAUUUCCAUUUUUUCAUAGCUGUACAAACCUUUGCUUAAAACAUUUUUAUUACUCUAUAUUUACUGUUAUUACCUCUAAGAAUCUGGUCUUUAUUUUUACUUUUUUUUUUGUUCAUAUAUUCUUUUUACUGACAAAUUUAACGCUAGAUACCGCAAGCUUAUUAGCGUAGGAUUUUAUAAUCAAUCAGGGAUGUUUUGCACCAUGCACUGUCUCUGGGUAGAUCUGAAAUGAUAAGAUAAUUACAGUACAGAAGAAGAAGAAACGGGAGAUAUGAACUGUAUUUUUUAUUUGUAUUUCAUUUGUUUUCAAAUCGAUCACAAAUUGUCUCUGUUAUAAGGUAGAAAUAAAACAUAGAAUUUG
Messenger RNA from Labrus mixtus (cuckoo wrasse), 4546 nucleotides. It is a transcript of the gene ppp1caa, whose product is annotated as protein phosphatase 1, catalytic subunit, alpha isozyme a. Gene Ontology annotation, cellular component: cytoplasm; nucleus. The record is from RefSeq and is a predicted model, not a curated record. Lineage: Eukaryota; Metazoa; Chordata; Actinopteri; Labriformes; Labridae. The transcript has 8 exons. Gene Ontology annotation, molecular function: protein serine/threonine phosphatase activity. Bases 283 to 1275 code for a protein of 330 amino acids.